Hypanus sabinus (Atlantic stingray) is the source of this 3663-nucleotide messenger RNA. RefSeq names its product gastrula zinc finger protein XlCGF26.1-like. The coding region runs from base 1021 to 3000 and encodes 659 amino acids. Gene Ontology annotation, biological process: regulation of transcription by RNA polymerase II. Lineage: Eukaryota; Metazoa; Chordata; Chondrichthyes; Myliobatiformes; Dasyatidae. Gene Ontology annotation, molecular function: RNA polymerase II cis-regulatory region sequence-specific DNA binding; DNA-binding transcription factor activity. The record is from RefSeq and is a predicted model, not a curated record. The transcript is spliced from 2 exons.
CCCGUAGAUUCAUGAAAAGUAAAUUGUGUCUGCUGAAUUUCUCAAGUUUUUGAGGAGAUCUUGGCUAGAGUGUACAGAAGGGAACCUGCAGGUGUAUUUGGACUUCCAGAAAAUGUUUGACUGGGUGCCUCACAAAAGAUUACAUCUCAACAAUCCAUGGUGAUGGAACUAAUAGAUUGGAGUGGAAGGAGGAUUGGCUAUCACUCGUGAAACAGCAAGUAGGAAUAAGUCUAUGAUUAGUAGUCUUUCAGGGAGAUAGAGUGGAUACGGAGAGGAUAUUUCCAAUACCGAGAGAGUCCAGAACUAGAGAGCACAGCCUUUGAAUAGAAGGACAUCCCUUUAAAACAGCAGUGAGGAGGAAUUUCUUUAGCCUGCGGGUGGUCAAUCUGGAAUUCAUUGGCUCAGAUGGGUGUGGAGGCAAAGUAAUUAGGUAUAUUUAAAGUGGAGGUUGAUAAGUUCUUCAUGAGUAAGAGUAUCAAAGGGUAUGAGGAGAAUGGGGUUGAGAGGAAUAGUAAGUCAGCCAUAAUCGAAUGGUGGAGCAGAGUCAAUGGGCUGAAUAGCUCAAUUGUGCUCUUAUGCCUUAUGAUCUUAUGGACAGGGUCAGUGCUGGGUCUGCAACCAUUUACAAAAGAAACUAUAAAUAGGAGGAAGGGAGUAAAUAUGAGGGAGCAUAUUUGCAGGUGGUACAAAGUAGAUGGAAAGGUUAAGUUGCACAGGAGAUGCAAAUAGUUUAUGGAGAGAGUUUCAAAGGCUACGCACACAUAUGGUCAAAGUUGCAUUGAUCUAGGGUCUAAAGAGAAGCAAGCUCAUCUUCACUGUUACAAGUAUGGGAAAGGAUUCGUUCAUCAUGCCUGAUGCUACACCGAUGAGUUUAGAGUGGAGAGAGGACAUUCGCCUGUUUUGAAUGUGGAAAGAAAUUCAUUCUUAUUGAACUUGGUGAGAUACCAAUGAGUUCAUACCUGGGACAGACCAUCUGGCUGCUCUGAGUGUGGAAGGAGUUUUACUCGGUCAUUCAAACUGAUGGCACACCAGCGAGUUCAUACUGAGGUGAGGUCGUUCAUCUGCUCUACAUGUGGGAAGAGGUUCGCUCGGUCAUCCAGCCUAAUGGUACAUCAGCGAAUUCACACUGGAGAAAGGCCUUUCACCUGCUCCGAGUGUGGGAAAGGAUUUACUCAUUCAUCCAGCCUGAACUUACACAGGAAAAGGCACACUGGAGACAGGCCGUUUAGCUGCUCUGAAUGCGGGAAGAGGUUCAUUAAUUCAUCCAGCCUCCUGAGACACCAGCAAGUUCACACUGGGGAGAGGCCAUUCUCCUGCUCUGAAUGUGGGAAGAGAUUCACUCAGUCAUCUGAGCUGUUCUUACACCAGCGAAUUCACACUGGGGAGAGGCCAUUCUCAUGCUCCGAAUGUGGGAAGAAAUUUGUUCAGUCAUCCAGUCUGCAGGCACACCAGCGAAUCCACACUGGGGAGAGGCCCUUUGCCUGUAUUGAGUGUGGAAAGAAAUUCACUCGGUCAUCCAAUCUGCAAUUACACCAGCAAAUUCACACCGGGGAGAGGACGUUCAUCUGUUCUGAAUGUGGGAAGGGGUUCACUCGGUCAUCUGAACUGCUUCUACACCAAGGAGUUCACACUGGGGAGAAGCCGUUUAACUGUUCCAAAUGUGGGAAAGGAUUCACCCGGUCGUCUGAGCUGCUUUUACAUCAGCGGAUUCACACCGGGGAGAGGCCGUUCACUUGCUCUGAAUGUGGGAAGGGAUUCACUCGGUCUUCUGAGCUGCUCUUACACCGAAGGGUUCACACCGGGGAGAGGCCGUUCACAUGCACCGAGUGUGGGCAGAGCUUUGCUCGGUCAUCCAGCAUGAGGAGACACCAGAGAAGUCACACUGGAGAGAGGCCCUUCAUCUGCAAUGACUGUGGGCAGAGGUUCAUGCGGUCAUCCAGUCUGCAGACACACCAGCGAAUCCACACUGGAGAGAGGCCCUUUGCCUGCGCUGAAUGCGGGAAAAGAUUCACUCAGUCAUCCAACCUGCAGUCACACCAGCGAAUCCACAAUGGGGAGAGGACAUUCAUCUGCCCUGAGUGUGGAAAGAGGUUCACUCGGUCAUCUGAGCUGUGCUUACACCAGCGAACACACACCGGGGAGAGGCCAUUCACCUGCUCUGAGUGUGGGAAGGGGUUCACUCGGUCGUCUGAGCUGCUCUUACACCAGAGGACUCACACUGGAGAGAAGCCCUUCAGGUGCACCAAGUGUGGGAAGAGAUUCACUCAGUCAUCCAACCUGCGGACACACCAGCGAAUUCACGAUGCGGAGAGGUCCUUCAUCUGCUCUGUAUGUGGGGAGGGAUUCACCCAGUCAUCCGAGCUGCUUUUGCACCAGCAAAUUCACACUGGAGAGAGACCCUUCACCUGCUCAGUAUGUGGGGAGGGAUUCACCCAGUCAUCCGAACUGCUUUUGCAUCAGCGGGUUCACAGUGAAGGGGGCCCAUUCACAUGCACCAAGUGUGGGCAAAGAUUCGUGCAGUCAUCCGGCCUGCGGAUGCACCAGCAAGUUCAUACUGGGGAAAGGCCCUUCACCUGCACCAAGUGUGGCAAGGGAUUCAUUCGGUCGUCCCACCUGCAGACACAUCAGCGAAUACACACUGGUGAGAGGCCGUUCAUUUGCACUGAGUGUGGGAAGAGAUUCACUCAGUCAUCCACCCUGCGGACACAUCAGCAGAUUCACAAAGGGGAGAGGUCCUUCACCUGCUCCGAGUGUGGAAAGCGAUUCACUCGGUCAUCCAGUCUGCGGACACACCAGCAAAUUCACACUGGGGAGAAACCUUUUGUUUGCUUGGAGUGUGGAAGGAGAUUCAUUCAGUUAUCCAACCUGCGAACCCACCAACGAAUUCACACCGGGGAGAAGCCAUUCAUCUGUGCCGUGUGUGGAAAGGGAUUUACUCGGUCAUCCCACCUACAGAAACACCAGUGCAAAAACACUGAGGGGAAAAAUGACGUGUGCUGAAUUUUCAGUAUUCAGAGUCAAAGUAAAUUUAUUAUCAAGGUACAUUUAUGUCACCAUUUACUACCUUGAGAUUAAUUUUGUUGCAGGCACUUACAGGAAAAUAAAGAAAUAUAACAGAAUUUAUGAAAAAGCUAUACAUAAAUAAUGGCUAACAAACAACCAAUGUGCAAAAGACAAAUUGUGCAAAUAAAAAAUAAUGUUGAAAAAUUGACUUGUAAAGAGUCUUUGAGAACAAGUCUGUAGGUUGUCGAAUUAAUUCAGAGUUGAGAUGAGUGAAGUUAUCCACAACAGUUCAGAAACCUGAUAGUUGAGGGGUAAUCAUAACUGUUCCUGAACCUGCUGGUGUCGGAUCCAAGGCUCCUGUACGUCUUUCUCAAUGGAAGUAGUGAGAAGAGAGCAUAGCCUGGAUAGUGGGGGAAUGCUGCUUUCUUGAGGCAGUGCUUCAGGUAGAUGUGCUCAAUGGUGGGGAGGACGUUGCCAGUGUUGGACAGAGCUGUAUACACCACAUCAGUACUGCUGGAAGCAAUGUAAGUUCCCAGAUAGCUGCAGGUGUAAGAUUAUGUCACUAUUGCUGUUGCUCAUCUCUCCUUGGAUUAAACACCAGACAUUUGGUACAGGUGUUUUAUUUUGUUGAUUUACUGGGCUGGAGUUUAAUAUUCUGGA